Messenger RNA from Toxotes jaculatrix (banded archerfish), 1886 nucleotides. It is a transcript of the gene nek2, whose product is annotated as NIMA-related kinase 2. The record is from RefSeq and is a predicted model, not a curated record. Gene Ontology annotation, biological process: protein phosphorylation. The coding region runs from base 238 to 1575 and encodes 445 amino acids. The transcript is spliced from 9 exons. Lineage: Eukaryota; Metazoa; Chordata; Actinopteri; Toxotidae. Gene Ontology annotation, molecular function: protein kinase activity; ATP binding.
GCAACGCACAUGAGCGAACGAGCAACGAUACCUUAAAAAAACAUUGUCUGUUUUAAACAUCUUUAUCGGGAUCGAAGGCAUCCCCAGUGUAAGAGUAAACCGAGAGAUUAAUUUGGAAGUUGCUGGUUUAAGUUUAUGUUUAACUACAGCUGAGUCUAUUCCAGCGUUAGCCGGUUUACUAGCUGGUUUAACGUUAAGUCAGGUAACUUCAGGUUAGAUUCGGUUUAAACGAACAGCAUGCCGUCCCGUGUAGAGGACUACGAGGUGUUGUACACAAUAGGCUCAGGUUCCUAUGGACGAUGCCAGAAAAUAAAACGGAAAUCUGACGGGAAAAUCCUGGUGUGGAAGGAGCUGGACUAUGGCACCAUGGGGGAGAGUGAAAAGCAGAUGCUGGUGUCGGAGGUGAACCUCCUGAGGGAGCUCAAGCACCCAAAUAUAGUGAGGUACUACGACCGCAUCAUAGACCGGACUAACACCAUGCUGUACAUUAUCAUGGAGUACUGCGAGGGCGGGGAUCUAUCCAGCCUCAUCAGCCGGUGCAUCAAGGAAAGGCGUUAUUUGGAGGAGCAGUUCAUCCUGCGAGUCAUGGCACAGCUCAUGUUAGCUCUGAAGGAGUGCCACAGACGCAGCGAUGGCAGGGCCACGGUUCUUCAUCGAGACCUGAAACCAGCCAACAUCUUCCUCGACGUCAGACAGAACGUUAAGCUCGGUGACUUUGGCCUAGCCAGGAUCUUGAAUCAUGACACCAGUUUUGCAAAGACGUUUGUUGGGACACCUUACUACAUGUCUCCAGAACAAAUAAACCGGAUGUCAUACAAUGAGAAGUCAGAUAUUUGGUCACUGGGGUGUUUGCUGUAUGAACUCUGUGCAUUAUCCCCUCCGUUUACUGCUUACAACCAAAAAGAGCUGGCAGAGAGGAUCAGAGAGGGAAAGUUCAGAAGAAUCCCGUACCGAUACUCAGAGCAACUGAAUAGCUUACUCAGCAAAAUGCUCAACUUGAAGGACUAUCUGAGGCCCUCCGUGGAGUCUAUUCUCCAGAGCAGCCUGUUGGCUGACGUGGUUGCUGAGGAGCAGAGGAGGGCAGAGGUGCGGCUCCGAAGGAGGUCAGCGGACUCUGACUGUCCCCUCCACAAGCCGGCUGAACCGGCACCCACGUCGGCUGCAGAGCUCAAACUCAGGGAACAGGCGCUGAGGGACAGAGAAAAGGCACUGAAAGAACGGGAAGAGAGGCUGGAGCAAAGAGAGCAGGAACUGUGUGUUCGUGAGCGACUGUCAAAUGAGAAGCUUGCACGGGCAGAGAGUUUACUGAAGAAUUACAACCGUCUACAGCAGCAGAGGGACCUGGCACCGUUCUAUGGCAAAGACAUAGAUGUGGAAAACCUCUCCCCUGGCAAGAAGAAGGUCCACUUUGCUGGUGAGAGCAAAGAGAACCAGCAGCCUGAUAGUCAUCAGAGUGUGACGUCCCAGGAACUGAUACUGAGGAGGCUGCAGGUGGCCAAUGUGCGCGCACAGACACUGAGUGAAGUGGAGAAGGUCUGUCAGUUCAAGAGCAGACAGAUCCUCGGCAUCCGCUGAUCGUAGAGAUGUCCUUAUCUGUCUUGUAACUGAGUCAUAAUAACUGGAUGUAAAGUAAGAUUUAUUUAUAUGAUAAUGGAGUAGCUGUGAUAGUAGUGAAGCCAAAUGAUUGAAUGUAGCGUACUGUCAUACAGUUGCUUUGUAGUGUCACAGUUUUGUUAAGUUUGAUGUGUGGAUGUGUUAAUUUUAUAGGCAGCUAUUGUGAUUGUGAAUUUACUGUAUGUUCUUGCUGUUUGUGUGUGUGUGUAAGUCAGGUUUUCUUUCUUUUAGGAUUUGUAUCUAUAAGAUAUAUGAAGAACACCUAAAUCUGU